Candoia aspera is the source of this 1955-nucleotide messenger RNA. It is a transcript of the gene FKBP4, whose product is annotated as FKBP prolyl isomerase 4. NCBI's taxonomy places the organism in Eukaryota, Metazoa, Chordata, Lepidosauria, Squamata, Candoiidae. The record is from RefSeq and is a predicted model, not a curated record. The transcript has 10 exons. Gene Ontology annotation, molecular function: protein binding; peptidyl-prolyl cis-trans isomerase activity. The coding region runs from base 36 to 1409 and encodes 457 amino acids.
GCUGCUCCGCUCCUGCCCGUGCGAGCGGCGGCGCCAUGACGGCGGAGGAGCGCCGGGCCGAGGAGAUGAGCGCGGCGGAGGCGGCGGCCGCGGCGGCCGCGGAGGGCCUCGACAUCACCGCCAAGCGCGACGGCGGCGUCCUCAAGGUGGUCAAGAAAGAAGGGACAGGGACAGAAUGCCCCAUGAUAGGGGAUAAAGUGACCGUUCACUACACUGGAUGGCUUCUGGACGGCACCAAGUUUGAUUCCAGCCGGGACAGAAAGGACAGAUUCUCCUUUGAUUUUGGAAAAGGUGAGGUUAUCAAAGCUUGGGACAUUGCUGUGGGAACUAUGAAGAUUGGAGAACUUUGUCAGAUUGUCUGCAAACCAGAAUAUGCCUAUGGCUCUGCUGGCAGCCCCCCUAAGAUACCUCCUAAUGCCACAUUAUUUUUUGAGGUUGAACUGUUCGAGUUCAAGGGAAAAGACCUAACCGAUGAUGAAGAUGGUGGAAUAAUUCGAAGGAUCCGAAAGAAAGGGGAAGGCUAUUCCAAACCUAAUGAGGGAGCCUUGGUAGAAAUUGAGAUUGAAGGUCGGCACGGAGAUAGAAUAUUUGACAAACGAGAGCUGCGGCUUGAAGUAGGAGAGGGAGAAAACUAUGACCUUCCUCCUGGCUUGGACAAAGCACUACAGAAAAUGGAGAAGUUGGAAGAAUCCGUGGUGUAUCUCAAGCCCAGCUAUGGCUUUGGAAGUGCUGGGAAACCGAAGUUUCAGAUCCCUCCAGAUGCAGAAUUACAAUAUGAAAUCAAACUCAAAAGCUUUGAAAAGGCAAAAGAGCCCUGGGAGAUGAACACCCAAGAGAAGCUGGAACAAGGUUCCAUUGCAAAAGAAAAAGGCACUCAGUAUUUCAAAGAAGGGAAAUACAAACGAGCAACAUUACAGUAUAAGAAAACUGUAUCCUGGCUGGAGCACGAAACAGGCCUGUCAGAUAUAGAGAAAACAAAGUCAAGGAACUUGAGGCUUGCUGCCCAUCUCAACCUGGCUAUGUGCCAUUUAAAACUGAAAGAAUACUCCCAGGUCUUGGAAAAUUGCAAUAAGGCCCUCGAAUUGGACAGCAGCAACGAGAAGGGCCUCUUCCGGCGAGGGGAGGCCCGGCUGGCGGUCAAUGACUUUGAGUUGGCCAGAGCAGAUUUCCAGAAGGUGCUGCAGCUCUACCCAAGCAACAAGGCAGCCAAAGCGCAGUUGAUGAUCUGUCAGCAAAAGAUCCGCGAGCAGCACGAGAGAGAGAAAAAAAUGUACGCCAACAUGUUUCAGAGACUUGCGGACAAAGAAGCCAAGCUGGAAGCUGACACAGGAUGCAAAGAAGAGGCAGAAAUGAAAGACGGCAAACAAAAUGGAGUUGAGGAGAAAACAGAAGUUGACAUAGAAGUUUGAGACUGAAAGCUGACCCGUUAAUUUUCUAAAACUCAAGAAUUUCCGGUGAACUAGACCUUUAUUUUUCUAUCUGAUUCAAUAAGGGGCAAUGGCUGGGGCUACAAUGCUGUUUAGUGUCUGUAUAGGAAAUGGUGGCAGAACAGAACCAAGUAAUGUUUGGUAUAUUAUUUAUUCAAUCAUGUAUCCUUACUCUGUUGUUGUUGAUCCUGAAAGUUCUGUUAGAAUCCUCUGUUUUCUCAUCUCCCUUGCUCCUUUCUCAGGUUCCAGCUUGGUCUAACCCUAAAUUUCACAUUAUCUCCCCUUCUUUCCUCCUCCUCUUUGAGAAAGUUUUAUCUGCACAUGCACACAGCUAUUGCAGGAGAGACCCAAAAACAAAGCGCUCCCUUCCGCUGCAGCUUCAUCCUCUCUUCUUUCUUCUGUCAACACAGAUGCUCUUCUGUCCUGGGCAGGCGUGGCCACCUUUCUUGUAACGUACCCUCUUCUGCACACCGCAGAAGAUGAAGACACAGGAAUCCAAAGCUUGAGCAAUAAACCGCCAAAACAGUC